Molecule: messenger RNA, 360 nt
Organism: Odobenus rosmarus divergens (Pacific walrus)
Lineage: Eukaryota; Metazoa; Chordata; Mammalia; Carnivora; Odobenidae
Gene: CCL24
Product: chemokine (C-C motif) ligand 24
Exons: 3
Coding region: 1-360 (119 amino acids)
Biological process (GO): neutrophil chemotaxis; positive regulation of GTPase activity; cellular response to type II interferon
Cellular component (GO): extracellular region
Molecular function (GO): chemokine activity; CCR chemokine receptor binding
Source: RefSeq, a predicted model, not a curated record
AUGGCAGGCCUUGCGACCCUUGGGGCUAGCCUCCUGCUCCUGAGCUUAUGUGCCCACCGCAUUGACCCUGCAGGCUCUGUGCCCAUCCCCUCUUCCUGCUGCAUGUCCUUCAUUUCCAAGCAAGUUCCCGAGAACCGAGUGGUUAGCUACCAGCUGUCCAGUGCGAGUGUGUGCCCUCUGGCAGGCGUGAUCUUCACCACCAGGAAACGCCAGAAGUUCUGUGGCAACCCCAGGCAGCACUGGGUCCAGAAGUACAUGAAGAAGCUGGAUGCCAGGCGGAAGACGGCGUCCCCUGGGGUCAGGACAAUGAGCACCAAAGCCCCAGUGCAGGGGUACCCUGCCAACACCACCUCCAUCUAA